AUGAAACGGGCUGCGCAGGAACUGUGCAGACAUGCUCACGUCAACCAUCUUUCCAGAUGUAGGGUCUUCUCGUCCAUGCCUGGCAAAGCACAAGAAGCCCCUUCCAAGCAGCAACUACGAACGCAUGCGUUGCAGAGCGCUGUUCCGAUGAUAGGAUUUGGAAUUGUGGAUUGCGUGGUGAUGACGCAAGUUGGUUCAACCAUGGAUGCCGUGUUAGGUGCAAGGCUUGGCAUCUCUUCCAUAACCGCAGCGGCCAUUGGUUUGUUUUGCAGCGAUUCGUGUGGUGUUUUGUUCGGAGGGACCAUCGAGUCCUUCGCUGGGCGGCUAGGCCUUCCCAGCGCAAACUUGACUUCUGAGCAAUUGGAGAUGCCUGAAACCAAACGAAUGGGAACCCUGGGACGCUUAGUUGGCGUGCAGCUGGGCGUCCUGCUUGGCAGCACUACAUUGCUUUUGCAAGGCAAGCCGCCUGAGAAAUUGCCCCAGGUUGAGGACGAGAACGCUGCGACAUCCACUACGGAUCUGCCCCUCCAAGAUAUGCCUCCCAAUGUAGCUUCCACAGCCGCAGCUGUAAAAACGGCAGAUGUCGUCGUCUUCGCGCGGCCUGGCUGCCCCUUUUGCGAGGAAGCGGAGAACCAAUUGCUUGACGAGGGCGUGGCAUUCAACAAGGUACCACACGCUGUGCAUCGUGCGAAUUUGCUUGAAAUGACCUCCUCACCAGCAGCCCCUUCCAUCUGGGUGAAAGGCAGGUAUAUUGGCAACAAAUACCAGCCAGGAUUCUUUGCCAGAGAGGCACCGACGCAGUGA
Molecule: messenger RNA, 804 nt
Organism: Symbiodinium pilosum
Lineage: Eukaryota; Dinophyceae; Suessiales; Symbiodiniaceae
Source: the annotation of a GenBank genome assembly